Molecule: messenger RNA, 450 nt
Organism: Suillus subaureus
Lineage: Eukaryota; Fungi; Basidiomycota; Agaricomycetes; Boletales; Suillaceae
Exons: 3
Coding region: 1-450 (149 amino acids)
Source: RefSeq, a predicted model, not a curated record
AUGGCACUGGGUAGACCAUAUCGAUCAUCAUCACUAUCUUUCUCAGGAAGACCUCCAGCAUUUGGGGACCCCUUCCGCAGAAAUACCCCCCCUCAAGUUAGAUUCAAGCGUAAAGGUGCCUUCCGGAGCGGGAUCACCCUUGGUGAAGCACAAGCCAAUGUUCGAUUGGCUGGGUACGACUCGUACACCUUCAAUGACCUCGGAGUUGAUCAUCGGGGCAAGAUCUAUGUGAAGAUCUCGUGGCCUGGAUAUUCGCCACUCAAUUACGAGAUACCUGUUGAUGGCUAUGGGGGUCUUGUUGACCUUCAAUCAUUGACGCGCAGAAUAGGGCGUGCGGUUUCACAUUACCUUCAGGCCAACAUCAUACCCAUACCAUGGGAUCGUAUCGAGCUAUCGCACAUGGAAGAAGUCAGCAUGGGUACAUGGCAUCUCAAGAUGACAACAGCCUGA